ACAGGCAGACUUCCGGCCGGCUGCCUGUCGCUGCCCCGCCCCCUAGGGGGCGGGAAACGCUGGGAUCCGCCAAUCACUGGGCGUCUGUAGUAGAAGUGGGUGGAGCCUAAGAGAUUCGAAAGGAGCCCCACCCCUUCGGGGGUGAUUCCCGGGACUAAAUAGUGGGAGGCAAGCACCUUCGGCGAGAGCUCAGGUCUCAUCUGACUCGUGCUCCUGCUGGCUGGAACAUGGAAGAUUUGGAGGAAGAUGUGAAGUUUAUAGUGGAUGAGACCUUGGACUUUGGAGGGCUGUCACCAUCUGACAGUCGUGAGGAGGAAGACAUAGCAGUGUCAGUGACUCCAGAGAAACCCCUCCGAAGAGGACUUUCCAAUCGAAGUGACCCAAAUGCAGUGACCCCAGCCCCCCAGGGGGUGAGGCUCAGCUUAGGCCCACUUAGUCCAGAGAAGCUGGAGGAGAUUCUCCAUGAGGCCAACCGACUGGCAGCCCAGCUGGAGCAGUGUGCCCUGCAGGAGCAGGAGAGCACUGGUGAGGUCCUGGGGCCUCGCAAGGUGAAGCCCAGCCCUAGGCGGGAGACCUUUGUGCUGAAGGACAGUCCUGUCCGAGACCUGCUGCCCACUGUGAGUUCUUUGACUCGGAGCACCCCCUCUCCAAGCAGCCUGACACCCCGACUCCGGAGCAGCGAUAAGAAGGGGUCAGUCAGGGCUCUUCGGGCAGCAUCUGGAAAGAGGCCCUCCAGUGUGAAGAGGGAGUCACCCACUUGCAAUCUGUUCCCUGCAUCCAAAAGCCCAGCAUCUUCUCCUCUUGCCCGGCCCACUCCCCCAGUCCGGGGCAAAGCUGGACCCAGUGGGAGAGCAACAGCAAGUGAGAAGGCUUGGACAGCAAAGCUGUGGGCCUGCCAGCCGAAUGCCACUCACCAGCCGGAGUGUACCACCCAGCAAAGGUGCCCUGCCUCCAGCUUCUCUGCCAACUCGGAAAGGAGUUCCACGACCAAGCGCUGCAGGGCACAGAGUUCCCAUUUCUCAGCGACCAAAUCUUCCUGCCCCUGGUGCCACCCGCAGCAAUCUUCAGCCCCCCAAGAAAGCUGCAGUCCCAGGACCUACCAGGUAAAGAGAUUAGGACAGCAAGCAAGAAUUCCGUAGCAAACCACUACAGUCACUGCCUGGACUCACCUCUACCCGGCCUCCCAAGCCCUCUCAUGGACGACAGGCCCCAACUCAAGCGAAUCCUGGCCCAGGAGCAGGAGAAAGAGAUCCCACCGGGGCUGGUGCCCCAGCAGUAAAGAGAUGGGAGAUGGGGUGGAUUAGGGUUGAGCUGGAGGGGAGUCAAACCCUGUGAGUUGAAAGAGGAUUAGGGAAAAGAGGUCGCCUCCUGACAGUGAAAUUAACAAGCAGAAAAUGAGAAAAGCCAGAGAGUAGUUUGUCCUCGUCCACCCCCCACUCUUGUGUUCAGUCUCAGAGAGUUUGAUCUUCUUCCCAGGCAUUGGUUCACUGGAUAUUUACAUGUGAAUGGCCUCUGUAGCUAACCGCCCCGCUCCCUGAGGAGCACCCUCUACUGGACUAUAAGCCUGUUUGGAGAGGCAGAGGCAGGCACCUGGUUUCCUGCAAAUUCUGUGACUCCUAACGGGCCAGUUGAUGAUAAGCUUACAUUGGGCUGCGUUUUUCUAAAACAAAAUGAAUGUAUUUUUCUAAUCUCUGUAUAUGUGAAAGUAAAUUCUCCAAUUUCAAACAAA
Molecule: messenger RNA, 1729 nt
Organism: Lontra canadensis (Northern American river otter)
Lineage: Eukaryota; Metazoa; Chordata; Mammalia; Carnivora; Mustelidae
Gene: PSRC1
Product: proline and serine rich coiled-coil 1
Exons: 8
Coding region: 228-1139 (303 amino acids)
Biological process (GO): mitotic metaphase chromosome alignment
Cellular component (GO): spindle microtubule; spindle pole; microtubule cytoskeleton
Molecular function (GO): microtubule binding
Source: RefSeq, a predicted model, not a curated record